This is a messenger RNA of Mustela lutreola (European mink), 5149 nucleotides long. RefSeq names its product adhesion G-protein coupled receptor F2-like. The coding region runs from base 348 to 2360 and encodes 670 amino acids. The transcript is spliced from 10 exons. Gene Ontology annotation, cellular component: membrane. The record is from RefSeq and is a predicted model, not a curated record. Gene Ontology annotation, molecular function: G protein-coupled receptor activity. NCBI's taxonomy places the organism in Eukaryota, Metazoa, Chordata, Mammalia, Carnivora, Mustelidae. Gene Ontology annotation, biological process: G protein-coupled receptor signaling pathway; cell surface receptor signaling pathway.
UGGAUCACCUCGUAUGUGACUCACCCAUUCUCCGGCACCGGGCCCCUCCCACUGCAGGAGCUACUCCCACGCAGGGCUUGUCUGUUGGGCUGCAGGGCUCCUGUAUGUGGGGCUGGCUGCUGCCACCGGGGCCAGGCCCAGCCUGGAUGCCUCAGCUUGAGAAUCCGCCAUUUGGGGCUACGUUGGCUACUCAGAGCUGCAGGAGUCCAGACUGCUGAUUUGUCGCAAGAUACCAUGAAGGAAAGCCACUGACACCUGUUUCUUUAGCUGCCAGAGAGUGGGACGUGUGUGCCAGUGACUUUUUGUCGGCUAGCCACAAAGCAAGAGAUACAGCAGUGUGGAAGACGAUGACUCACAUGCUUUUGCUGUACUGCUUCAUGUUUCUUUUGCCCACAGAGUCCUGCAGGACGUUAUGCCAGGUUGCCAACAAAAGCAAAGAGAAGAUGUCUGCCAGGCCACAUGGUGUAUGUGAUGGUGUCUGUGUGGACAAUUCCCACUGCAGCCAACCUUGCCCUCCAGACAGUGAGGGAAAUACGGGGUUUUUAUGCAGGCAAAAGAAAUGGCACAAGAUCACUGAAACCUGCCGGACUCUUAAUGCCUUCAACAUCUUUGAGACAAAUUCAUAUUCAGUUCGACCAUUUGGAGGGAAUACUGUAAUAAAAGAAUAUGCCAGAAAGUCUGAGACCAUCACAGACAUGCUGAUGCAAAAGUGUCCGGAGGAUUUGUCCUGUGUACUCAGGAACAUUCGGCAGUCUCCUCGGCUCCCAGGAAACAUCGCUGUCAUUGUGCAGCUCCUACACAACAUAUCCACGGUGCUAUCGACAGGUGUCAACGAAGUGAAGAUGCAGAGUUACAGUAUCAUGGCCAACCACAUUCUCAACAGCAAAAGCAUCUCAAACUGGACCUUCAUCCCUGAAAGAAACAGCAGCUGUGUCCUGCUACACUCGGUCAAUUCCUUUGCAAGAAAACUAUCUAUAAAUAAGUAUCCCAUUGACAUAUCAGAUGUCUUCAUUCAUACUAUGGGCACCACCAUAUCCCAAGACAAUGCUGGGAAGAAUUUCACUUUUUCAAUGAGAAUUAACGACACGGGCAGUGAGAUCACUGGGCGGGUGCUGAUUGGUAGAGAUGAACUUCAGAAGGUGCCUGCUCCUUCCCGGGCCAUCAGCAUUGCAUUUCCGACUCUUGGGGCCAUCUUAGAAGCCAGUCUUUUGGAGAAUGUUACUGUCAAUGGGCUCGUCUUGUCUGUCAUUUUGCCCAAGGAACUUAAAAGAAUCUCAUUGAUUUUUGAAAAGAUCAGCAAGUCGGAGGAGAGGAGGACACAGUGUGUUGGCUGGCACUCCCUGGAGAGCAGAUGGGACCAGCAGGCCUGUCAAAUAAUUCAAGAAAACUCCCAGCAAGCUGUUUGCAAAUGCAGGCCAAGCAGGUUAUUUACCUCCUUCUCUAUUCUCAUGGCACCCCACAUCUUGGAGAGCCCGAUCCUGACUCAUAUCACGUACCUAGGGCUGGGCAUUUCGAUCUGCAGCUUGGUCCUUUGCUUGAUCAUUGAGGUCUUGGUCUGGGGCCAAGUGACAAAGACAGAGAUCUCAUACUUACGCCAUGUGUGCAUCGCCAAUAUCGCUGCCACCUUGCUGAUGGCUGACGUGUGGUUCAUUGUGGCUUCCUUUCUUAGUGGUCCCAUGACACACCACAAUGGAUGUGUGGCAGCAACGUUUUUUGUUCAUUUCUUUUACCUUUCUGUGUUUUUCUGGAUGCUGGCCAAGGCACUCCUUAUCCUCUAUGGAAUCCUGAUUGUUUUCCAUACACUGCCCAAAUCGGUUUUGGUGGCUGCUCUCUUUUCAGUCGGCUACGGGUGCCCUUUGCUCAUUGCUGCUGUCACGGUUGCUGCCACUGAGCCCAGCAAAGGCUACCUACGGCCUGAGGCCUGCUGGCUCAACUGGGACAUGACCAAGGCCCUCCUGGCCUUUGUGGUCCCAGCCCUGGCCAUUGUGGUCGUAAACCUGAUCACAGUCACCCUGGUGAUUGUCAAGACCCAGCGAGCCGCUGUUGGCAGUUCCAUGUUCCAGGAAGUGAGAGCCAUUGUGAGAAUCAGUAAGAAUAUCGCUAUCCUCACACCACUGCUGGGCCUGACGUGGGGAUUCGGGAUAGCCACGGUCAUCGAUGAUGGCAACCUGGCCUUCCACAUCAUCUUCUCCUUGCUCAAUGCGUUCCAGGGCUUCUUCAUCUUGGUGUUUGGAACAAUCCUGGACCCAAAGAUAAGAGAAGCUUUAAAGAGUCGAGUAACUUCUGCAAAAUGGAGCUCCAGACUAUCUGAGAACCCUUCUACUGAUUUCUCCCGUCACCCCACCAAAGCGCCAAGCUAACAAACCUGGCCAUACCCCUAACUUGGGAGGAAUGGCAGAGCCCCAGGAAAAAUGUGCUUCUUCCUGUCUUCUUGCCUCUGGGGAGUAUGAAGGAAGCCUCCCAUGGUGCGGUGCUGAUGAAGCAUGUAUGAAGUAUGGGAAGGAUGGAAGGCCGCUCUGUCUAAGCUGUUCUGCACUGCUCAACAUUUCUCUCCGACAACUGUCAACAUGCAUAUAUAUAUACCAUACGCAUUUGUAUAUAUACCAACAUUCAUAUAUAUAUAUAUAUAUAUAUAUAUAUAUAGACACCAUGCCAGGCAUCCCCAAGGGAAGAAGAAGAUAAAAUGGGCCGAAGCAGGACCUUGGUCCUUUUGGAGCCUCCAGCUCCAUGCUGUUGGGCCAUGUUUAUCCUCAGGAAGAGAGUCUGCUUCAUCUUGGCAAAGAUGGCCAGGGAUGUCACCUGGCUGGUUUCUGUGGGUUGUUAAGGGAGACACCCUCAUGAAUAGUCACCAACAGUUGGGCUGACUCUAAGUAGGUCAUUGCUGGUUCUUUGUACAAAAGGAAUCCAACUGCUAGCAUCGUCCACCUGUCCAUAUUUAAAUGGAUUACACAGUUAGCUCAGCUUGGGCUUGAAUGCAACUUGGCCGUGAGCCAAGGGAAAACAUAGAGCUUUUGAACCAGAAAGGUGCUCAUUGUAAGUGAAGGAGCUAGGAGCCUGGCGUGAUGGACCAUAGCUAAUCCAGGCUUGAGCCAGAGCUGGACACCCGAGUCUGCAGACCUCCAGCUCUGAACUUUCACCGCAAGACACAGAACCACUGAGGGACUCUGUCUACUCUGAAGAUGUAAGAUUAACCCUCACCAACAAUAUGUUUUUUUGAAACCAGUGAUGAGGAAGAGAGACUAUCAUAUUUCAAGUACAGAGCUGCUCAUUUUCUUAACCUUGUAGGUAAACAAAUUCGAUGUUCAAACAAAGGGCCAUGGAUAGGUGAGCAGUACAAUAGGUAGAAGCCCCUUUGCAGGGGCUGGGAAGCUCCUUUGCAAAGCAAGCACUCAGGUUGCUGCAUCAGAAGAAAAUGAAUGGCUAAAGGAAAAGGGGACAGUGAAUAGCCCCUAAUUAUCCUACCAAGAAGCCAGUGUUAAAUGAUGUUACAUUACAAAAGGGAAAGUGAGACACACUUUGUGAAUGAGUAGGGUCUCUAUCUUUUGUACUGUAAAAACUUUCUCUAAGUAAGGAAGCUUGAAAAAGCAAAAAAUACAAUUUAAAAAAAACCAAUAAGAAGGUAGAAGGAUACACCAACUUGCAGAGUAAGUCGUCUUUCAAGUGGCAUUGCUUAGCUUGCGACAACAGUCACAUUUUUCUCAAAUGAAGUCAGAAAGGAUUUUAAUUUGACAUCUCCCUAGUUUUUUCUGUCGAGUCUCUUCCAGGGAAGGGAGUGGGGCAGGCACAGUCCUGGUUUUCAGAAUGCAGAGAUCUCUCAGUACAGAGAAAUGGGACUUACCCAGAGUCAAUAAGUUGAAGUGAGGAUGGAAACUCAUGAAGUCAAAUCGUUACAGGAUUAGAAAUAUAGGAAAACUUUAGAAAAGACUGCAUCCAAUGGCCCCAUUUUAUAGAUGGAACUCUGGGCAUGAAUAAGAGAGAGAGAUUGGUAUUUCAUCUGUACUGUGCAUUAAGCACGAAACAGUCCCGUCUUGGAUGAAAGCAUGCUCCACUCAGAUGUAGAACACUUCCUGGGAUGGGGCGGCAGUAAAGACUUUCUUUAUUACGAUUAUUAUGAACAAAGAAAGGGCCCAUUAUUGCUAAGAGAAACUCCAGAAGUUUGUGGAAAUCCCUCGAAGAAGCUGUGCCCUCUCUCCUGCAGCCCACAAACCCUCCUGUCCCCUCCUGGAAGAUGAUUCUGAAUGGCACGUUUUGGUUGACGGUGGAAGACCCCGAGUGGAGACAUACUCUGUGUCCUACUCACACCUCACAGAGGAAAUGACCCGGUCAGGUGGCUCAGGGAGAAAUUGGUGCUACCAGUGUCUAAGGCAGAUUCGUGGUUAGACACGUGUAAGACAUGAUGGUUCUUGGGAACGUUAUUGAAGUUCCUUAGAUUUUUAUUUUCUCACCCAUAUAUUGAAAAAAUGGAGUCUACCUCAUAGGAUUGUUGUAAAGAUUAAAUGACUACAUGUAGAUAAAAAUACCUAGUAGAGUAUUUGGCCAUUGAAAUGCUAGCUGUUUUUGUUCAAGUAUCUGUGAAUUCACUUGCAAACACAGGGCCAUGGCCUUGUGUGUGAGUUUAGAGAUUGAUGCACUCAUGGAAGUUAGUUCAUGGAGUUCUAAAUAAAAGAAAUUAAGCAUUUGAUUCAGUCCAUCCAGCAUUGGGGAGAUCAGCCAGCAAAAUCUGCAGAGCUAACCAUCGGACAGUUCUUUGUUCCAGUGUUACCAUGUUGUAAUACAGACUCUCCUCCUGGGAAAGACUCCGUAGUUCUGUUUAGGGCACAUUGCGUCUGAGCUCUGCUUCACUCUUUGCUUUCUCUCCGAAGUCUUCCCUGAUGAGUCCAUCCAGAAGUGCUGAUGGUCCCCACCUGAUUCCUGUAAUACUUAUAAUCUGUGCUGCUCACUUUAUAUUUAGUAUUUAUUGUGUUUUAUUGUUUGUUCGCUUUCUGUCUUUUGGUGUGCAUAUGUUUUCUUUCUCAGAUAAGACUGUAAACCUUUGGGGAUUGUGUUACUCAGUUGAUUUACUCACUCUCUUACUCCCUUUUGUAUGCCCAAAGUGCAGAGCAGGUGUGUUGCCAUAGAACGUGUUCAAUAAAGACCUCUGAUUACACAA